AUGGCUUCUCUGAAGAUGGCCACCGCAACUGCCUUUGUCCUGCUGGUCCUGCUGUGCGUGGGGACCUCACCUGUCACUGCCUGUCCCAGGGACGGCAUCUGUGCAACCGCGUGCGCCACCUUUGUUGAAACAAUCUGCGCUGAGGGCACCGUUGGUUGUUUGCUCUCUGUCGCGUUAUGCGCCCAAACCGCUCAAGCGGCGUGUCUCAACCUCUGUGUCACCCUCUGA
Messenger RNA from Miscanthus lutarioriparius, 228 nucleotides. Lineage: Eukaryota; Viridiplantae; Streptophyta; Magnoliopsida; Poales; Poaceae. The record is from the annotation of a GenBank genome assembly.